CGUUACCUUGUCAUCAUGCGAUGCAAUCCGUAAUGGCGGGACUUUUGAAUUGAGAACGUUGUUUCUUUUUUUUUGGUUCUAGAAUUGGACCUUUUUAGUGCAGUGGCUAGUUUUUUUGUGUAGUGGCCAGUGUUGUGUGAGUUUUUUUGGAUAAGGAUUCAGUGGAAUAUCAUAGGUACAAAAAAGUGCAGUGAUCAAAUAAAUGCGAGUGCAAAUUAGUGUAUAUAAUAAGAAAAAUGUGCAAAGUUUCCUAAGUGCAGUGUAGUGACGGUGCCGCGGUGCGCGCGCGCCGCUCGCAGUCAGCAUGGUGCUAAGUUGACGACGGCGAUCGGCCGCGCCUUACGCCGCUUCACCACUCGCACGACAGGAUGCUGGGCGGCGUGGGCGGACGGCACGCGUCCGUGCGCCGGCGCGGCAGCUCGCCGGGCGUGCGCCGAUACGCGGCAGGCGCGGCCGCCGCAGACGACUCGCCGCCGGCGUCGCCCCGCCCCAUGCGCCGGCGCCGCGCCGCGCUCGCUGCGCAAGACCACAAGACCUGCGCGCUUAUACAUACCAGGCUCAAGCUGGGGGAUAUUAUGUUGGCGGCAGCGCAGGAGGCGGCGGGGGCGCAGGCUCGCGCGGCGCCAGCUGAUACCAUGGGCGGCGCGCACCAGCCCGCUACUCCAGGGCCCAGCUCACUCUUUAUAUUUGCCGACGAAAAUCCUAUUCGGAGGUACACAAAGUUCAUCAUCGAGUGGCCGCCCUUCGAGUACGCGGUGCUGCUUACCAUCAUCGCCAACUGCGUGGUGCUGGCGCUGGAGGAGCAUUUGCCUAACGGCGAUAAGACCAUCUUAGCACAGAAUCUGGAAAAGACCGAGGCGUACUUUUUAGGAAUAUUUUGUGUAGAAGCCUCGUUAAAAAUCUUAGCCUUAGGUUUUGUUUUACACAGGGGAUCGUAUCUUAGGAACGUUUGGAACAUCAUGGAUUUUUUCGUUGUAGUAACUGGUAUCAUCACGCAGCUGCCGAUCGCGCCAGCCGACGUCGACUUCAGGACCUUGCGUGCCAUUAGGGUGCUGAGGCCCCUUAAAUUAGUAUCGGGCGUUCCUAGUCUGCAAGUGGUACUGAAGUCCAUCAUAAAGGCGAUGGCGCCGUUGCUGCAGAUCGGCCUCUUGGUGCUUUUCGCGAUAGUCAUCUUCGCUAUCAUCGGCCUCGAGUUCUACUCAGGGGCGCUGCAUAAGACUUGUUAUAAUUUAGAAGAUAUUAGUGAAAUAGUAAAUGAAGGCGAUAGUGCGACGCCGUGUAACGCGGACAACGUGAGUUUAGCACCAUUUGGCGCGAACGUGUGUGAUUAUGAGAAGAGCACGUGCUUAGAGAAGUGGGAAGGGCCGAACAGGGGCAUCACGUCCUUCGACAACAUCGGCUUCGCUAUGCUCACCGUCUUCCAGUGCAUUACCAUGGAGGGCUGGACCGCAAUCCUCUAUUGGACAAAUGACGCGCUAGGUAGUGCGUUCAACUGGAUUUACUUUGUGCCUCUCAUAGUAUUGGGUUCAUUCUUUAUGCUCAACUUAGUUCUCGGUGUCCUUAGCGGUGAGUUCGCUAAAGAAAGAGAGAAAGUAGAAAAUAGACAAGAAUUUCUUAAAUUAAGAAGACAGCAGCAACUUGAGAGAGAACUCAAUGGUUACGUUGAGUGGAUUUGUAAAGCAGAGGAAGUAAUAUUAGCAGAAGAAAGAACAACAGAGGAAGAAAAAAUGCACAUAAUAGAAGCACGGAGAAGAGCAGCGGCCAAAAAGAAGUUAAAAAACCUUGGUAAAAGUAAAAGCACAGAUACAGAAGAGGAAGAACAAGAUGAAGACUGCGGUGAUGACGGUUUUCUAAAAAGCAAAGCUCGGUCAGCCGGGAGGUUUGCGGACUUCUGGCGGGCUGAGAAGAGGUUUCGGUUUUGGAUCAGGCACACAGUGAAGACCCAGUGGUUCUACUGGUUCGUCAUUGUCUUGGUGCUCUUCAACACGAUAUGCGUCGCUGUAGAGCAUUAUAGACAACCCAAGUGGCUGACUUCGUUUUUAUACUAUGCCGAAUUUGUGUUCCUGGGGUUGUUCAUGAUGGAAAUGUGGGUGAAGAUGUAUGCGCUUGGGCCGCGAAUUUACUUCGAGUCGUCCUUCAACCGGUUCGACUGCGUGGUCAUCUCCGGCUCCAUCUUCGAGGUCGUGUGGUCAGAGGUCAAGGGAGGCUCCUUCGGUCUAUCUGUCCUGAGAGCUCUAAGACUGCUGAGGAUAUUCAAGGUCACCAAGUACUGGUCAUCGCUUCGGAACCUGGUGAUCUCUCUCCUCAACUCAAUGAGAUCCAUCAUCUCGCUGCUGUUCCUGCUCUUCCUGUUCAUCCUCAUCUUCGCGCUGCUUGGCAUGCAGCUGUUUGGAGGACAGUUCAACUUCGAGGACGGCACGCCGCCGACCAACUUCAACACCUUUCCUAUCGCGUUGUUAACUGUCUUCCAGAUCCUAACAGGUGAAGAUUGGAACGAAGUGAUGUAUGAUGGCAUCCAGUCUCAGGGCGGCAUCCAGAGGGGCAUGAUCUACUCUCUGUACUUCGUCAUCCUCGUCUUGUUUGGCAACUACACGCUGCUGAACGUGUUCCUUGCCAUCGCUGUCGACAACUUGGCUAACGCCCAGGAAUUGACAGCGGCAGAAGAGGAACAAGUCGAGGAGGACAAGGAGAAACAGCUCCAAGAAUUGGAGAAAGAGAUGGGUGCAUUACACGCGGUGGACGGCUCUCCACCGGGAGUAGAUCUAAGUCCCUCUUCGCCGACGAGUAGGAAGAACAAAAAGAAAGAAGAGGCCAAAAAAGAAGAUGAAGAUGAGGUACCAGAUGGACCAAAACCAAUGCUGCCAUAUUCGUCCAUGUUUAUUUUGUCACCUACUAAUCCAAUUAGGCGAGGCGCACACUGGGUUGUAAAUUUAAGAUAUUUUGAUUUUUUUAUCAUGGUAGUUAUAUGUAUGAGUUCUGCGGCUUUAGCGGCUGAAGACCCCGUAGUGGAAGAGAGUGACAGGAACAAAAUCCUGAACUACUUCGAUUACGCGUUCACGGGCGUGUUCACGGUGGAGAUGCUGCUGAAGAUCGUGGACCUCGGCAUCCUGUUCCACCCCGGCGCUUAUCUGCGCGACCUGUGGAACAUCAUGGAUGCCGCCGUCGUUAUAUGCGCCCUUGUCAGCUUCGGAUUUGAGAUCGGAGGCGUGAAAAAGGGCGCGGGGCAGAAUCUGUCCACAAUAAAAUCGUUAAGAGUGUUACGAGUGCUCAGACCUUUGAAAACUAUAAAACGAGUUCCAAAGUUAAAAGCAGUGUUUGACUGUGUUGUGAACUCUUUGAAAAAUGUCAUCAACAUUCUCAUUGUGUACAUAUUGUUUCAAUUCAUAUUCGCUGUAAUUGCAGUUCAACUUUUUAAUGGUAAAUUUUUUCACUGCAACGAUAUCAGUAAGAAUACUUUUGAAGACUGCCAAGGGUCGUAUUUCGUGUACGAGUCAAACAGCUUGCUGCCGAAAGUCAACCAGCGCACGUGGACGACGCAAUCCUUCCAUUACGACAACGUCGCCGUGGCCAUGCUUACGCUGUUCGCUGUGCAGACCGGGGAGGGGUGGCCACAAGUAUUACAAAAUUCAAUGGCCGCCACCUACGAAGACAGGGGACCCAUACAAAAUUUUCGAAUAGAAAUGUCCAUAUUUUAUAUAGUUUACUUCGUGGUGUUUCCUUUCUUCUUUGUUAACAUAUUCGUAGCUCUGAUAAUUAUCACAUUUCAAGAGCAGGGCGAAGCUGAGCUCCAGGAUGGUGAAAUUGAUAAGAAUCAGAAAUCGUGUAUAGACUUCACGAUAGAAGCGCGACCUCUCGAGAGGUAUAUGCCAAGCAAAAGGGCGAGUUUUAAGUACAAAGUGUGGAGAAUAGUUGUCUCUACGCCCUUCGAGUACUUCAUCAUGACGCUCAUCGUCCUCAACACAUUGUUGCUCAUGAUGAAGUACUAUAAUCAAAAUGACAUCUACGCGGAUGUCCUCAAGUAUUCGAAUAUGGGGUUUACUGGAAUGUUUUCUGUGGAAACCGUGUUGAAAAUCAUCGCUUAUGGUGUCAAAAAUUUUUUCAAAGACCCUUGGAAUACAUUCGAUUUCAUUACGGUCAUUGGAAGUAUUAUUGACGCCCUCAUUAUGGAGUUUGGCGAGAACACAUUCAACGUCGGUUUCCUUCGCCUGUUUCGAGCCGCGCGACUGAUCAAGCUGCUCCGACAGGGCUACACUAUUCGGAUACUACUCUGGACCUUCGUGCAGAGUUUCAAAGCCUUACCCUACGUGUGCCUUCUCAUCGCGAUGCUAUUCUUCAUCUACGCCAUCAUUGGGAUGCAGGUGUUUGGCAAUAUAGAAUUAACACCAGAGUCUGACAUGAACAGACACAACAAUUUUCGAAGCUUCAUUCAAGCACUCAUGCUACUGUUCAGAUGCGCUACGGGCGAGUCGUGGCCCAACAUAAUGUUGGCUUGCCGCAAACCCGCCAAGUGCGACAUAGCAGCUGGAAAGGCCUCCAACGAAGAAUGUGGAAGUACGCUCGCCUACGCCUACUUCGUAUCUUUUAUAUUCUUCUGUUCGUUUCUUAUGUUGAAUUUGUUCGUUGCCGUUAUUAUGGAUAACUUUGACUAUCUAACGAGGGAUUCGUCCAUCCUCGGCGCACAUCAUCUUGAUGAAUUUGUUAGAAUAUGGGCAGAAUACGACCCAAACGCCACGGGCAAGAUCCAUUAUACAGAAAUGUAUGAUAUGUUGAAGAAUAUGGAUCCGCCUCUGGGGUUUGGUAACAAAUGUCCAAAUAGACUAGCAUAUAAGAAGCUUAUUAGAAUGAAUAUGCCGCUAGACGAUGAGGGGAAAGUUAAUUUUACAACAACACUAUUUGCCUUAAUACGAGAAAACUUGAACAUCAAAAUGAGAUCUCCCGAGGAAAUGGACCAAGCAGAUGAGGAAUUAAGGGAAACAAUAACCCACAUUUGGCCAUUACAAGCGAAGAAGAUGCUCGACUUGCUGGUGCCUCGAAACGAUGUACUCAACGCUGGAAAACUGACCGUCGGGAAGAUAUACGCUGGUCUUCUAAUCCUCGAGAGUUGGAGAUCUACAAGGUUCAAGCAGAACGGUGUGCCGGCAUUCAACGAGAAUAGCCCUACGGCCAUUCAGCCGAAGGCGUCACUGUUUAACUGCUUGAUGGACGUGGCGGCGGGGCUGGGGCCCGGCUCGCGGGCCGGCUCGCUCAGCCAUGAAGGGCCCGUCAACGCUGACGGCCAUCCGGACGACCCGCAUCUGCUGGCCAACCUCGCCAGACGCGGCAACCGAAAAUCGCUCAAGAACAAUAAAAAGGUGAAUACCUUAUGUGAAACGGUACUGGAACUACAAGGAUCACACCAUGCCUCAAUGGAGUCGUUGGACGAGGGGCGGUUACAAGCUCCUCACACAUACCAGAAUGGUCACCACCACGGGAGAUCAUCCAGUUUAAGACGAACGCCCAGUCCAAGAAGACGAGGCCACUACGGAGGUUAUCAUCACGAUAUCGGAUUCUCAGACACCGUCAGCAACGUCGUCGAGAUAGUAAAGCAUGAACACCAGAGACACGGGCGAACGCACAGAGCUCCCCACUACUACCACCCACAUGCAGGGAAGGAGUGGAGGGCGCCGCACCCCACGACCAGCCUGAGCCAGCCCUCGCGGUCGCCCAGCCCGCCACACCACACCUACGUUUGGGCCCCGAUAGGUGAGCGGGAGCGGGACCGCGAGUGGCGGGAGUGGCGCGACCGGUCGUGGGAGCGCGAGGGCGCGCGGCGCGGCCGCGGCCGGCAGCUGCCCCCCACGCCCACCAAGCCGUCCACGCUACAGGUCAAGCAGCAGCCACCCUUCACCAGAAUCAGCCACAGCCCCUCACACUUAUCGCUAAGGCACACCGUCAGAGAACCGGUGGAGCCCCAGCACGAUGAGUACGAGUACGGCCGAGAAGUUGAAAGACUGAUACACCGAGAUUAUAGAUCUAGAGAAAGACGCGGGCGCGGCUACGACGCGGAGUGGGGCCCGGCGCCGCUGAGCUACGAGGCGGCGCUGGCGCUGGGCCGCGGCGCGCGCGCGCUGCCGUCGCCGGCGCCCGCCUGCCCAACGGCUACAAGCCGCGCGCGCGCCACUCGGACUCGGACGAGGACGACUGGUGCUGACGCUCGCCCCGCCUGCCCUCCGCGCACUCCUUCUGACGCGCCCGCGAGCGCCCCGCGCCUCGAACGAUCUCGUUUUAUACUCGGCGACCGUGUGUACAUAGACGACUCCCGUUGCUCAGCGGUUCGGACGUCGCUCCCGGCCCGCCGCGGCCCGCCUCCGAAUUCUAGUAUUUACGAAGUUUUGGAAAAUUUAAUUUUUAAUUCGCUAAAAUUUUACUCCUUGAUUUGUAUUACGGUUAGGGCGAUCGAGGUAUGAGACGGUGCCGGACGACUCGUUUGCGCUAGGAUUUUUACAUAAAAUGAAAUUACUAGUCUGUAUUGUAAAAGUAAACUUUCUAUAUUAAAUUUGCACUACGUGUUGUCUACGUUAUAUCGCGUGGUGAGAGGGCGGGCCGCCGCGGCCCGACCCCGCCCGACGCCGUUUCGUAUUCAACUUACACGUUGGGAGAACACUAGCGAUUCAUCGUCAGACAAAUUAAUACUAGUAUUGUAUAAAAUAUUUACAUAGCGAAUAAUUUUUACUUAGUUAAUAUAUACUAAAUAAAUAAUUAAACAUUUUUUUAUUGAAUUUGCUGUCCUUCCCCCAAGUGCUUUAUACCUACGUUAUUUAAAUUUAAAUACGAUUAAACUAAAUAAAGAUGAAUUGUGUGUAAACUUUGAAAAUAUAUUUCUGCAUUAAAUGAUUACCCAAAUUGUUAAAUCGUGUACUGAGUAUUGUUUAAAGAUUUUGUCGCCUGGUUAGUAAGCUUUACGACGGGACACUAGAGCUACGCACUCGCAUCGUAUCGAGUAUCGACGCGCAGUUUUGUACCCAGGGGGAGUAUCCUAUUGCUUUGUGAGUUAACUCUCGAAUAUACCUCAAAGUAACAUUUAGGAUGUAAAUUAAACACGAGCCAAAGUUUUGUUGACUAUAAUUAUUAUUAUACUAAGGAAAAACAGGAUACUCCCACUGAGAAAUGAUACAGUCAUCGACAUUUUGAUGAAUUGCCUUUAACUUUAGCGAUAUUAAAGUAGGUUAUGAGUUAUAACUAAGUAAGUCUCAACAGUUCAAAUAUGAGUGACUUUCAAUUAAAGAGUUAAAAGUAGGUUAUUCAUAGAUUAAAAUAUUCAUUGAGAAACACAUGACACGGCAUAAGCGGUCCCUAAUAAGUUUAAGGAAUCUCUUGUCGAUGGCCGGUUAUUUCGAGCGAAACAAAACACUGUCACCAGGCACAAAAUCUAAAUAUAUUUUGUACACUCUACAUCAGAAUUGGUUUACAACUUUAGUGUACACACAUUAUAAAUAAACAGUAACUAUUGCUAAGAAAAAGAUUUGACUUAUUAAGUAUCAUGUUCAUUUGAUCAACACCUAUGCAAAAGCGGUGAAACCAAUUCUGCCGACGACUGUACCUUAUAUUAUAAAUCCGAUAUUCGUCCUAAUCCCACUUAAUACUACUUCAUGCCAUUGUCAUACUAGUCACUUGUUAGCUGUAAUCUUUGCUGCGACUGUUGUACUUGAAACAUCGAAAAAUAUAUAAAAAUACACAAGGGUGUAUUUACAAUUAGAAAACAUAAUUCGACAACUCUUUUAAUACGGUUCAAAUAAUUUAAAAUUCACUUUAAAAGACUUGUGACGUCGUCACUGAAAACAGUACAAGAGUGGUAGCAGAGAGAAAAUCGUUCAACACCAUCAAACACAUUUGUUGCAAAGCAUGAUGUAGGUUACUUUAGUACGACAAAAUUGUAAAUACAUGAUUUUCUGUGAUAACAUGAGGUUAAAAUGAGAAUUAUUAUUAGAACUGUGUGAUUGCAUAGGGGUGUUGUUCAUUUCUCUAAGGGACGACGCGUGUUUGGCAUAAACAGUUUAUUGUUAAGGAUAGUCGGUUUAGAGGGAUUAGCGCGACAUUUAAUAAUAGUGUUUACAUAAUAAAUGGAAUAUUAAAAAGCAAGCAUAAAAUAAUAUUCUAAUGUUUUUCAGUUUUGUUAGUGAUAGUACUUUUGCACUUACCCACAGUUGUAUUGUGUUUCUACCUAAUGUUGGAAUGUUAAUAAGGCAAUGUCGAAGACGGGACAAGCAAGUUGUUUCCAAACACGCGGCACGUCUGACAGUAGAUACCUUUAGUCGAAUCGGAUAUUACUACCCUCAAUAUUUUGAUCGUUGUUGUUUGUUGCGAAGGGCAGGAACGGGUUAUAAGAUAGCUUUUAUAUUUUACCUCUGUUAAAGUUACUAGUACAAAGUGUCUACGCUGGUACGCGGAAUCGUGUCAUUUUUGUGCAGUAUUGUCCAUUAUUAUAGUAUACCUAUACUUUGUUAAUAAAUACGCCUGUUUUCAUAAUUCCGUUUAAAACUACACAUAUAUAUGUGAAUCGAUCGUUUUGAACAAUUGAUAUUAUUAAUGUUAUAAUUACAAUGCUAAUCUAGUCGUAAUAAAACAAAUAAAUAAAUAAAAAUUGUUUUUUAAAAAGUGUUCGCGAAGAAUGCGUGUCUCACAAAAUAUAAACUUGUUGCCCUCGAUUUCAGAGUGUUAGAUUUCUUCUAUGUAGUUUUAUUAUUUGACAAGAUUGACUCAUGAGAAAUAUUUAUAUUGUUAUUGUAUAGACGUAUGGGUAUUUUCGUUUUGUCAUUUGUAAUCGGGGUGUUAGGAUGAUAUCUACAAUAAGCCGAUGGACUUUCGAUGACUGAGUGGUAUUUAGUACCGAGUGCGUCCCGCUUUGGUGUUUGUGACUCCCUCGUAUUUCUACGACGAUGUUACACUAACAUACAUGUAUAAGAUGUGUAAAUAUUGUAAAAUAUAAAGCGACCGUUGUGUAGAGGUCGCCUGUGAAAAUGUCUAGUGAUAUGUUACUAGUUAAUGUUAGCUAGGUAAUCUCGUCCCCAACUGUCCUUGAAUUUAAGUUGGGUGUUUCACUGCCUUAAAGUAAUAAUGAGAAUAUUCGAUGUAAUACUUACUAAACUACUACAAAUAAGUGGCAUUUCGAUUGUUCUAAUGGGUUCCAUUGUUCCGUGUUCACGACUAGUUCAAUGACAAACACUGCGGUUUACGUUCAAACUAUUAGCAUAACGAAUAGAGACAAAUAAUGUACGAACUAACAUGACAGCAGCAGCUAUAAUAAACAAAGUGUAAUAAAAUUGUUAAUAAAUAAAUUGUAACUAAUAUAAACACUCUCUUAGCUCACUUCCCUCGCGCAGGCCGUGGCAGACGAGCGGUCACUUGCAAUAUUACGUGUUGAGCCUGGACGGAAUAUUAAUGAUAAGCUCGUGUGCGCGUCGCCUAUAUCUAUCGAACAAUUCAACUACUGAAGUGAGAUGAGAAAGUCUGAGCCAAGAUGUCAUGCCUGCCUUGUAUCUGUGUAAUCGCUUCACGAACAUCAUGUUUUAUAUUAAAAGUUAUAAUUAUAAUUGUAUAUUUAGCAUAGAAAGUUCAUCGGCGUCGAGAGAAGCACCAUAGAAUGUUUUUGGUACGUUCCAAUAACUUUACAGGAUAGUGCAAUCCUAAUGAUAUUGUAUUAAUAAAGAACCAAACUUAAAUUAGUAUUUAAGUAAUUUAUUAUCCUAAAACUAAAAAACUAUACGCAUGUUUUCACUAUACUGGUAAAAUGGUUAUGUACAAUAUGAAAGAGCUACUGUUUUAUAUAUGAAUUCUUGCUCGCCUGUAAAAUUUUGCAGAAUGAAUCAUAUUAUAAGAUUGUACAAUAUGAAUAAAUGCAAAAAAGACAUUUCCUCGAU
Molecule: messenger RNA, 9896 nt
Organism: Helicoverpa armigera (cotton bollworm)
Lineage: Eukaryota; Metazoa; Arthropoda; Insecta; Lepidoptera; Noctuidae
Gene: cac
Product: cacophony
Biological process (GO): calcium ion import across plasma membrane; chemical synaptic transmission
Cellular component (GO): membrane; voltage-gated calcium channel complex
Molecular function (GO): calcium ion binding; high voltage-gated calcium channel activity
Source: RefSeq, a predicted model, not a curated record